CCAUUCUACACCAUACUACCCUUUGUUGUGUUCUGCACUCUACUUUAUCAGGCUUACAUCGAACAUGACUAUCGACUUUGACACACCAGCUGACAAGGUCAUGCCACCUGCCAGCCUGGCUCAUGUCGUGCUGCGGACAGCGCAAUUCCCCGAGAUGAACGAGUUCUAUAAGACCUUUUUGGGCGCGUACGCGGUCUAUGAGAGGGAAAACCUGUCAUUCCUCACUUAUGAUGAAGAACAUCAUCGAAUUGCCCUAUUUCAAGUUCCAGGCACGACACCUAAAGUGAAGAAAAGCUCGGGACUCGAACACAUCGCCUUCACUUACAAGACACUGGAUGACUUGGCUCUGGCCUACCGCCAACGUAAACAAAAAGAUAUUAUACCAUCGUGGUGUGUCAACCAUGGACCGACCACUUCGAUCUACUAUGAAGACCCCGAUGGCAAUACCUUAGAGACACAGGUUGAUAACUUUAAUUCACCGGAAGAAGCGACUGCUUUCAUGGAGUCUAAAGAAUUUUUGGAGAAUCCAUUCGGAACAGACUUUGACCCUGAACACCUCAUUAACCGACUCAGAUCUGGGGAGCACCACGAUUCGAUCAAAAAACGGAUCGAGAUAGGGCCUCGAGGAGUACCUGCUCACGCCGCAUAAUCGAAGAAGGGCUACAAGAAGAUGGCUCGAGGGGUUGAUCACAGGGAGACGACGCUAUCAAAAGGCAAAAGUGUCAAACGGACCCCAUGCUGACAUGCAUUCGGAGACGUAGCUUACUAUAGAGGGCAGCUUGGAAAAAACUUUCCUAAUUCUCUCGUUUAGUUCAGCUAGCAUGCCACACUAGAUAAGUAGGCAGAUUGGAUCAAGAGUGACAUUGAAUGAC
Exophiala oligosperma is the source of this 872-nucleotide messenger RNA. RefSeq lists its product as uncharacterized. Lineage: Eukaryota; Fungi; Ascomycota; Eurotiomycetes; Chaetothyriales; Herpotrichiellaceae. The transcript has a single exon. Bases 65 to 649 code for a protein of 194 amino acids. The record is from RefSeq and is a predicted model, not a curated record.